AUGAAAGAAGUGUUUGUUCUUGGAACUUUGUCUGCUUUAUUUACUAUUGCAUGUCUUUAUUCUGUUGCUGCAAUUUAUGGUAUAUCUAUUCAUUGGACAAUUAAUAAAAAUGAAACAAAAUAUAGAUUAAUGUCAUCUAUUCUUACUUUAACAUUUGGUAUUAUUGGCGUUGUUUUUCAUUUCUUUGCAACUGUCUUUGUUUUUUAUAAUAAGAAAGAAUAUAGAAGGAUAAGAAAACUUUUUAUUAUUCUUUUAUUUGUAGAGACUAUUAUUAUUCUUCCCCUUGUUAUUCUUAGUUGGAUUGGUGGAGCAUUUGAGGUUAUUGACCUUGAAAAUUUUACUGAAGUUAAGAAACAUGGCUUUGAGAAACAAUUUCAUUGUUGUUAUGUCUUUUCAAAUGGAACAAUUCAACCUGAAUGUUCUUGUCUUUAUGACAACCACCUUUCAUUUACUACUAUUAAAGAAAUGGAAAAUGAUGGAACAUGUACCACUUGUGGAAAUUGUAUUGAAACUAACAGUACAAUUCUUUUUUAUUUAUGUUGUGGUUUAAACACUUUAUUCAUAGUUUCAAAUAUAUGUUUUUUUGUAUGUUACACAUUUGUUGAAGUUAGAAGAUGUUGUCAUGUACUAACUUUUGAAGAAGAGAUUCAGCUAAGAAUGGAACAACUCUCCAAACAAAGAACAUUUCAACAAACUACUGUAGAAAAUAUUCCUAAAAAUCAAAACAUGACUAACCAAACACCACAAAAGGAAAUAGAGAUGACUUCACAAUAA
Messenger RNA from Entamoeba nuttalli P19, 774 nucleotides. RefSeq lists its product as hypothetical. The record is from RefSeq and is a predicted model, not a curated record. NCBI's taxonomy places the organism in Eukaryota, Evosea, Mastigamoebida, Endamoebidae. The transcript has 3 exons. Bases 1 to 774 code for a protein of 257 amino acids.